Molecule: messenger RNA, 6409 nt
Organism: Porites evermanni
Lineage: Eukaryota; Metazoa; Cnidaria; Anthozoa; Scleractinia; Poritidae
Source: the annotation of a GenBank genome assembly
AUGGUAAUGCACCAGAUAGAAGCCUUGGUACAGGUAAGCUUUGAGCUAUAAUCUCUGAUCACCAGAUAAUCAGCUGAAUCUCGUCAAGAAGUCAGUAUAAUGAAGUUCUCCAUAUUAGCUUUUAAUUCACGUAAAGAGUGUUGGAAUCUUGAUUCGAAUUUAAUGCUAACCAAUACAUGUUUUGUCAGCUGUUUUGUCCUUGAUCUACAUUAGUAUAUGACAACUAGCAUGAUCUUUUAUGCUCUAACCUUUCAUUCCAGCUUUUCUACAAUAAAACUAUUUUUCAGGAUUAUCUUUUACAUUUACUUGUUAAUAACACUUUAAGUUAUUGACAGCUGUGUAUGAUACUUUUCUGGAUCUGCUUCUUUUUGCAUUAAUUCAAUCCCUUUCAUUCCUAAUAAUAGGCAAUGUAAAUAAACUCACAAAAAUUCAAAAAUCCUUUUUGUAAAUUCUUGGGAAAUAAAUAACACCACGUAAAAGUUUUGUCAGAGAGUUUUUAUUUGAAUGGUAACCCCACAGAAUAUCAUCCAUAGAUUUAAAAGUUAGAACUACAUACUAAAUAAAUAGUACCAUGUGAAGGUACUGCUGAAGAGGUUUCAAUUGAAUGGUAACAUCAUAGGAUUUUGUCCAUAGGUUUAAAAGUUAGAGUCAACAAAUAAUCUUGGCAUACUUUGGUUUAGGAGUAAAAAUGUUGAGCAAAGUUCGUUAGUUAACAUGACUUUUUUUCUAAAUUUACUUCUCCUUUAAGGCUGGUGUAAAGCAUAUCAUCCUUGCCGUCAGUUAUCGUGCAGAGAUGUUAGAAAAAGAGAUGAAACAACAACAGGACAGGGUGAGUUUAUUACAAUUUUAGCUCUCUUAACUCUGUUAUUGUGUUGUUAUAGAACUGUGUUGGUAUUGCUGACAGUAGGCGAUAGGCUAGUUCUGAUCAACUCCUCGAUUCUCCUUUCAAUUUUCUUGUUGAAUAAGAAGAGAAAUCAACAUAAAAUCAAACUGCAUUUACACACAACAAUCAUUUUUUUUUCAUGAAUCCUUCGAGUGAGUAGCUCUCUAGCCAUGGUUUAUAUUUCCUAGGCUAGCAGUGUUAUUUUUAACACUGGAUUUUACCAAAAAGUCUUGUAAUUUCCACAAUUUGUACAGCGUACCAAUAAUUUGUUUUCUUUUCACAGUUAGGAAUUACAAUCACAAUCUCACAAGAAAAAGAGCCUCUGGGCACAGGUAAGUUAAUUUGUUGCAUCUCCAGAAGAAAAAUACUAACUGGAAAGAAGAUUGAUGCAAACCACAUGUGCUAUUUAUUAUUUCCACUUUCUACAAGACAGAAAAUUCUCAGAUGUUCCUGUUUGUUCAGAAAAUGGAUAAUAUAGUCCACUGGAUAAAUCACUGUGCAGCAGAUAAGACUUACGAAAACAAUUGCAUUACCCAGUGGAUAAAGAUUGUUUGUCCAGUGAAUGGCAGCAUCCAUCUUUUCAUCAACUUGGGCCUGGUCACCCAGCCAGUCUCUCUAAUAAGCCCACCGAGGAGGACCUACAUAAGGUGACCCACUCCCCCCCCCAAUCUUCUGCAACCAAGAUCCACCAAGGCUUUACGCGACACAUGAGUACCGAUAGAAGAUUCUGCUACUCCUAUGUUUACAGCUUGAUCUUUUUUAUAUUUUCAGCGGGUCCUCUGGCUUUAGCAAGAGAUCACUUGACAGUAGACGAUGAGCCUUUCUUUGUCUUAAAUAGUGAUGUAGUGUGUGAUUUCCCUUUCAAGCAAAUGGCAGAAUUCCACAAGAAUCAUGGAAAAGAAGGCACUAUUGUUGUGAGCAUACACAGUUUUGCUAAUUAUUGUUUCUGCAUUAACACAAACUAUAUUUUACAGUUAGAUGCUGCGCAUGCCAAUGGUUAAAGAAAUUAAUGUUAAUAUUAUUGCCAGUUUAGGGUAAUGGUUUGAAUUGUUACAUUUUAAAUGCUCUUUAGGCUGCAGAGAAAUUCAGUAUUACUACUAAUGCCAUUCGAGUAAGCUGUUGCUAGCAUUUACCAGGCCAAGGGUCCUUUUAACUAUAAUUAUGCAAUCGGCGACAAAAUUAGUUGAGACACUUUGCCGCUUUCCAACAUUUUACCAAAUUCAAAAGGGGAAAAUAAAGCUUUUGCCUCCACUCCCUCCACACAAUGUUGUGCGGCUGUUCAAGCUACCUGUAGAAAACAACAAACACCCCAACUUUGAAUGGAGGGGAGGGCAGAGGGGUGUGGAUUCUUUUGUUCUCUGAAGUUAGCCUAUUUGAGUACAGUGCUUGGAAAAAAUUUUUGAUGAGCCGGGUUGGUGACAGUUCUUCUGUAAUUUGAAUUCCAACCCCCAAAAAACGUCAUUUGCCAACUGGGCAAGUUAAGAACAAAAUUCACAGCUCCACAGCAAAAUUCACUAGCUGUUGGCUAUUGGAUACGCCUUUCUUUGCAUGCUGGCUUUUCCAAUAUUAGCAUUAGCACAAGUUAGUGAUCUUUUAAUCACAAAAUUAAUAGUACCCCUUUGUAAACUGUGUUUUGCACUGAAAUCAGAGCAUUGUUCUCUUACAUAGCUUGGCUGUUUCUGUUGCUUUGAAACAGGUAACAAAAGUUGAGGAACCAUCCAAGUAUGGUGUUGUUGUGUAUGAUUUAAAAACAGGACGGAUUGAUAAGUUUGUUGAAAAGCCUCAAGUGUAUGUGUCAAACAAGAUUAAUGCAGGGCUCUACAUUUUCAGCCCAAAGAUUCUUGAUAGAAUUGAGGUGGGUUUACUUGUAUCUUUAGUUGUACUUAUUCAUGCGUAUCAGUCGAGGACUCAAAAUAAAACUGCCAGUCGUGUUGACUGGCCAAAGAAAUUCUAGUCUGGUUAUGUUUUUCUUCUGACUGGUCAAAAUGUUUAAAAUAACACGAUUGUAUGUCCUAACAAGCAAAAACAGAAAGUGAAAAAAGAUGCUUGUCCUCUUAAAAUAUUAUGAACCCUUACUUACUUAUGUGUCUUUCAAAAUGACAGACAAACCAUACUUUUUGUCGAGGCAAAUGGUCAUCUUGCCCGGACAUUGUCAGUUGACUGGCCCUUAUUUUGAGCCCUGUAUUCAAUGGCAAACCUCUCUAAACAAACUCUGAAACAAACCCUCUGUUGUAAAGAGGAAUCUGUUGGUCCUCAACAUAUUAAACGUACUACCAAUUCUUCUUUAAGGAAACCGAUAUAGUGUCUGCAGACACUCCGGUGUGACCCCAUAAAGCCUGUAUUGAGGGCAACUGAAUCACUAAGCACCUCAAACAAAAUACAGUUGUGUCCCUCAACCAACAGCACAAAACAAUUAGAUAUGGAAGUUAGUGAAAUAUUAUCCAGCUCUAUUGUAUUGUAAGUUAAAAAUAAAUGUUACAUGAAUGGAAAAAAAAAAGGAAAAUGAAUUUUUCGCACUUUUCUCAUGAACGUCAAAAUAUGGGAUAAACACUGAGGGACUGGUUUAUUUGGGAUAAGGCUGGACCCAUAUUGAAAUAAUGCUGGGCAAUAUUAUUUAGAUAGUUGAUAAGGUGAAGCAAGUAUAUUAUAUUUUUCUUGCUGUUUGUUUUGCGACACAGCUGAGACCAACGUCCAUAGAAAAGGAGAUUUUUCCAAAGAUGGCUCAAGAUGAUAAUCUGUUUGCAUUUGACCUUUCAGGUAGGUAUACUUCAACAUAGACUAUGUAGCUGGUCUAUAAAUGGAAAGGGAUAGUCACAUGAGUCCAUCGUAUUCUUGUGAGUGUUAGUUGCCCCUUUCCAUCUUUCCCCUUCAAAGCACGUCUAAGUUUGCAGUGGAGGACAGAGGGGUGGGAGCUUGGGAAAAUAGGGGAGGGGAAGGGGUGUGGGAGGUAUGGAGGAAAUGGGGGGAGGGAGUUCUGAAAGGGUGAGAAGCAGGAGAAAUAGGGAGGGACUUAAACUCAACAAUGCUUGAUAUUUAGCAAUCAAAAAAGGUUGAAGGGAGGUAGCCAAGAAAAAAAGGGGUACGGGAGGAGGGAGCUUUGGACCCCACCCUGUCUCCCUGGCCCCCCUCAACAUGAAGACUAGAUACCUUAUUCAUUUGCUAAUAAUUAUGUUGUUGUUGUUGUUGUUGUUGCAGGGUUUUGGAUGGAUGUAGGGCAGCCGAAAGACUUCUUAACAGGCAUGGUUAUGUACCUACGAUAUUUGAGAGAAAAACAUCCAGAACUCCUCCACGAGGGACCUGGGAGUAUUGGCAAUGUGCUUGUGGUAAGUUGUUAGAUGGCCAUCUUGAAUCCAUAAAUCCUUCUUUAUCAAUUUAAUUACUCAGGCAGGUAAGGUUUUAUUUGUACAACUAUUCUAAAAAUCUAUUGUAAUAUCUUCCAUGUGUAGUCAACAGUUACCAGCACUAGACUUAAGCAAAACUAACUACAAGAGAAUGACUGGACAAUUUGACUAACAAUACACAACUGUUUAACUGUCAGAGUAGAUGGAUUGAAAUGCACCAAUGACAUUACGAGUCUUCAUAGCCAAUAACGUCGAUCUCGGCCUAACUGACAGACGACCAAUAACGUCGGGACUUAAUUGACUAAUCAGGUCAUUAACCAGAGUUUAAUCAACUGAUGUGAUACAACUCACUUUGGCUUUGAAGAUGACUAUCACACAGGUUGUCAAAACCUCAGUCACUGUCAUCAACAGUCCUAUUCAGGACUAUGUUCACCCGUACGAUCAUACUCAACCUACUUGUUCCUUUUUGCUUAUCCAGGAUCCUAGUGCUAAAAUAGGAGAGAACUGUAGAAUAGGACCUAAUGUAGUCAUUGGUCCAAAUGCUGUCAUUCAGGAUGGUGAGUAUUGUUAAAAGUUACCAACAUCAAUUUAUUUUCUCCUAACAGGGUCUGGGAGGGGUUUCGCGUGAUCCAUGCAUUGACCGGUAAACAGAGUGUGAAGCGGGAAAACUUAUGAAAUACAGCCGUGAUUCGUGAAUUAUAUAUUCACUGUGACGCGUCAUCCUCUAACAUUGUAGUCCAUGAAUCGAGAUUUCUACUGAUAAAACAGAUGUAAGUGUCGUGACGAAGGUUCGAAGUGAAACCAUGUAAAAGUGAAGAAUUGUAGUGCUUCGAUUUUAUAGCACUAAAUUCAUUGCCAGUCAACUUUUGAGUAGUCAAACAAAAGGCAGUGAAUCGCCAGUUUGAUCCGCACCAUACUUUAUGUUUCCUUCCCAACACGGGGUCAUUUAAGACCAACUCUUGCCUUAAUGGUAGUCCAGUUUGGAGAAUUCUUUGCUUAAAGUGUUUAAAAUGUGUUGGCUAAACUUACCUUUUUUAUUUUACAUUCUGGGGACCAAAGUAACAUUUUGUAUUCCAAAUGAGUCACGGUAUUUGAUGCACUUGAAGUUAGGUUGCCCAGACUUGGUCUAACAUUGACUCUGAUCUCUGCUGGUAGCAAAAGGAUUGCGAACAACGCAACAAGGGCAUGAAAUCAGAACACUUUGUCACAUCAACUACUUUCUGCAGUAGACAGAAGUCACUAUUCCUGUACAUACAAAUGUCUUAUUAAGACCUUUUUGCUUUGUCGAACGCAUCGUUUUCUUGCUGAUUUGUUCAUCAGGGGUAUGUCUUUCACGCUGUACAAUAAUGCAAGAGUCAGUCAUAAGAUCUCAUUCAUGGAUUCAUUCUGCAAUUAUUGGUUGGAAGUCAGUUGUUGGACAAUGGGUAGGUUAUUUAUUUGUGUUUCACGUACACAGCAAUAAAUUGAAUUAAUUGAAAAUAGAUUAGUUUAAAAUAAAAAGUUUUAAAAUCAUCAUCAUUCCUACCAUCAUCAUCAUCAUCAUCAUCAUCAUCAUCAUCAUCAUCAUCAUCAUCAUUAAUAUUGUUACCAUCAUCAUCUCCCUUAGCGCCAUUCACCGUUGUGAUUAACAUUGCUAUCGUCCUUACCUGAUUUCACUUCUUCUUUAUCUUCCGACACUCUUAUGUUAUACGGGACGAUUUCAGUGCAACACAGCUUUGCAACUUUCAUUUGUUACGACGUUGUUUUGAAUUGUGACUCCAUUGUUCCAACAUUGUUGUCCUAAAAAUCUUCGUUGCAAAUUGACUCAUGUAACAAUAAACAUCGCCUUCAGGGAAUUGGCCGGGCACUACGAAUAUCUUGCAACAGGAUCGACCUUUUGUAUUUCCAUUGAUGCUAAAGUAUGUUACUAGCUUGGAAAUAUGUAAAAAUUGAUAUUCUUGCAAUCUCCACCUAAAAUCCUGCUUGGAGAUCUCGCUUUCUUUUAGUGAAUAUUUACCUUUUGUUUCCCUGGAGCACACAAUCGGUUAUAAAAAUUUCUGCUUGUUUUCCGUAGGUUCGAAUGGAAGGAGUGUCUGUGCUAGGAGAGGAUGUCAUAGUAAAAGAUGAAUUAUAUAUCAACGGUGGAAGAAUUCUUCCGCAUAAAUCCAUAUCGAACUCCUCGCCAGAGCCGCAAAUUAUCAUGUAA